Molecule: messenger RNA, 1016 nt
Organism: Galendromus occidentalis (western predatory mite)
Lineage: Eukaryota; Metazoa; Arthropoda; Arachnida; Mesostigmata; Phytoseiidae
Product: thiosulfate:glutathione sulfurtransferase
Exons: 5
Coding region: 271-786 (171 amino acids)
Source: RefSeq, a predicted model, not a curated record
AACUGAGAAUACCUAACAGCAGUCAUAGGAGAAAGGGACGGAUCCGCUCGCUGGGUCGCCGAUACACGACAACCUGAUUAUCAGCCGGCGAUCCGGUUGUUUACUGUUUUCGUUCAACCAGCAGCAGAAGCUUCACGAGCGUCCAAGCGAUACUCGAAGUUUCGUUGUGGUGUGUGAGCGUAGGAUAUCGAAAGAAUUGGCGGCAGACGCUGAUCUCGUCGAGGAACGUUCUCUCUAUUACUCCACCGGAAUAGCUUGCGACACAGCAAGAUGUCCCUCCGCGCUAUGAUUGGGUUUGGUCGUCUCGUCGCCUCCAGGAAUACUGGCGCUCUGAGAAUCGCGACUGUUGGCAACGCGCCCAUCCUGAAGACUCAAAGCGUGACUCCGAUACUCACACAACUUCUACAUCGAUCGGCGACUCUCCUCAAGGAUUUGAGUUAUGAGGACCUGGUUGCGCUCAUCCGAGGCGGCGAUCUCCACCUGAUCGAUGUCCGAGAGCCCAACGAGAUUCUGGAAACCGGGAAAAUCCCCGGAGCCAUCAACAUUCCCCUUGGUCAGGUUAAGCCCGCGCUGCUUCUGGAGGACACGGUCUUCCAAGAGCGAUUCAGAUGUGAAAAACCCCAACGCCACGACUCGAACUUGAUCUUCUACGGUCUUGGUCCAAUCAAAAGUAGGGCCGCAGUGGAGCUCGCACGGAAGGCCGGUUACAAAAGCUGCCGCGAAUACAGCGCGGGAUUCGAGGACUGGCUGAAGCACGAAGAGAAAAUCGAGCGCAUCAAGGUUUGAUCGGCUCGGUUGAGCACCGGACGCGAUUGGAAUCGGUCCCAUGGGUUCCUACAGUACUUAAGCUUGACAAAGUCUCCAGAAUGGCAACUAUCAUCAGGUCAAAAGAGUGAAGCCAGCUGACCAGGCAAUUCGCUCGGGAUCGCAGUCUCUGAGUCACCCUUGUGACCUCAGACAAGAGUCCUACUGGCGUUUCGAAUAAAGUCUCCACCUGUACAGUUUUUCUAAUAAGG